This is a messenger RNA of Eimeria maxima, 1005 nucleotides long. RefSeq lists its product as hypothetical. The coding region runs from base 1 to 1005 and encodes 334 amino acids. The transcript has a single exon. The record is from RefSeq and is a predicted model, not a curated record. NCBI's taxonomy places the organism in Eukaryota, Apicomplexa, Conoidasida, Eucoccidiorida, Eimeriidae.
AUGCAGCAGCAUCCGCAGGUGCCGCUGCAGCACCAAUACCAGCAGCACCUGCUGCAUCAACAACAGCGCCCGCCGCCGUGGCAGCGGCAUCCACAGGGGGCCUUCUCUCCAGGGCCUCCUCGUUGGGAUCAGCAGGGUACAAGAGGAAGACGUGGGGGAGGACGUGGAAGGGGCCCUGGGCGCCACUAUGGCGGCCCUUCUAGGUCGCCGAUAUGCGGUGAUGACGUACAAAUCCCUUAUAAUGCCCUCUCAGACCCUUGGGAGGCCCUUAACGGCAAGAACGGAGGACCCUGCCCCCCAGAGGGCCCCACAGAGGAGAUAAUGGAGGCACUGCGUGCUGCAGUUGCUCGUGAGCAGAAGCUGCAUCAGCUGCUAGUGAAGAUGGGGGCACCUUUGUGUGCAGCAGAAGAGGAAACAGACAGCGCAAGUACCAUAGAAGAAGCCACAGAGGGCCCCCUCAACCGUGCAGAGGCGGCAGCCCAGCAGCAUCAACAGCAGCAACAGCAGCAGCCACAGGUGCUGCAGGUUGAACAGCCUAAUGAUGAUACAGACGUGAGCAAGGCAACGGGGGCCCCAUCUGGAGGGGACCCCGCCCUUGGCGCCGAAGGGGGGCCCCCUGUAAUGAGACACCGGUGCCCUUUGAUUCUUCCCCCACCUUCCUUUAGUUGCGAUGCUUUUCCUACUGCAGCAGAAGACCCUGAAGGUGCAGAGCCCCUGGGAUCCGAUCCCCUGGGAUCCAAACCCUUGGGACCCGAUCCCGUGGGUUCCGGUCCCCCAGGAUCCGAUCCCCGGGGAUCCGAUCCCCAGGGAUCCGAUCCCCCGGGAUCGGGAUCGGAUCUGUGUAUCCGGCUGGGCGCCCCUGGAGGCCCUCCUCGUCCCUUUACCCUCCCCGCAGUUACAAAAGGGGCCGCCUCUGGGGGCCCCUCAGGGGGCCCCUUAGAUGGUGGGGGCAUUCUGCGUUUGGAUGAGGAGGAGAUAAGGAAGAGACUAAGGACGCAGAAGUAG